GUUGCGUGAAGCACAAUGUCGGCCCACAAGACUUUCAUCAUCAAGCGAAAGCUUGCCAAAAAGUUGAAGCAAAACAGACCGAUUCCCCAAUGGGUCAGAAUGCGCACGGGUAACACCAUCAGGUACAACGCUAAGAGGCGUCACUGGAGGAGAACCAAGCUAAAGUUGUAAACACUGACACUUAUGAUGUAUGUGUUUUGCUGGGCGAAAUAAAUUUUCUUUAAAAAUUUAAUUGUUUAUGUUGCCUUUUUUACAAACAUCCAUGGAAGAAACGUCAUUUUACUUUAAAUUGUAAGUUUAAAGUAUAAAACUGAAUGAAUUGAAAUAAAUAAACCAUUUAAAGAU
This is a messenger RNA of Nasonia vitripennis (jewel wasp), 345 nucleotides long. It is a transcript of the gene RpL39, whose product is annotated as ribosomal protein L39. The coding region runs from base 16 to 171 and encodes 51 amino acids. Gene Ontology annotation, cellular component: cytosolic large ribosomal subunit; ribosome. Gene Ontology annotation, molecular function: structural constituent of ribosome. The transcript is spliced from 3 exons. Gene Ontology annotation, biological process: translation. NCBI's taxonomy places the organism in Eukaryota, Metazoa, Arthropoda, Insecta, Hymenoptera, Pteromalidae. The record is from RefSeq and is marked provisional.